Molecule: messenger RNA, 1388 nt
Organism: Dalotia coriaria
Lineage: Eukaryota; Metazoa; Arthropoda; Insecta; Coleoptera; Staphylinidae
Product: BRISC complex subunit FAM175B-like
Exons: 2
Coding region: 293-1291 (332 amino acids)
Biological process (GO): protein K63-linked deubiquitination; mitotic spindle assembly; attachment of spindle microtubules to kinetochore
Cellular component (GO): nucleus
Molecular function (GO): microtubule binding; polyubiquitin modification-dependent protein binding
Source: RefSeq, a predicted model, not a curated record
ACUGUGAUGAUUUUCAUUAAACAAAAAGAAAAACAAGUUAUUUAUAUUGUUAUAAAUGUUUAAGGGUGAUUUACCAUAGUUUUGUGGAGUUUUUUAAAACAUUUUUAAAUAAAUUGAUUUGUAAAUGGAUGCAGGGUUGCCAUGACAAUGAAAAUGCCCCCACUGCAGAUAAAGUAGGAUAUCUUAACCUUAUCACAAAAUAAAAAGUGUAAUGAGUAGUGAAUAAGUGUUUAAAAGCAGUAAUUAUUAAUAAAUAUAGUGUGUAACAUUAAAUUAUAUUAUUAGUAACAAAAUGAGCGUGUUUGUUAAUGUGUCAGGCACUGCAUUCUCUCUGCUUUUGUAUGAGAAUGUUCGAAAUGAUCAUGACCAAGAAGGAUUUCUCUUGGGUGAGAUAAUCCGCAAUGAAAAACGUACAAUUACUGACAAUGAUCAAGAUGUGGUGACAAUCGAGCACACAAUCAAAAUCAAUUCAGUAUUUCCCUGCCCACGCCUUGGUCACUUCUUCGAUAAUGCUGGCAAGAUAGAUCCAAACAAACUGGACACCCUACUCGGCGAUAAAAAGGAUCACGUUGUUUCCUGGUACAAAUUCAAACGCAUUUCUUCUUUUAAAUUAACAUUGCGUGAAAAAAUUGUUAUGAAACAAUUGGCUAUGUAUUUCAUGCCGCAAGCACCUGAGCAUUUCACAUGGUGUUUGUUAACUGCACGCGCUGGCGCUGAUAAUGACGAGAAGCAUAUUUUUUCACAAACGUUUAUUCGGUAUCAUAUGUCUGCGUAUCAACCGCUGCCGAUGCACAUUGCUAACUUAAAAGAUCCGCAUGAUGUUUAUAAGAAACCCGAAGCUUGUUCGACGAUUUUCCGGGAAAUCGUGCGUGGUUUACCAAAGAAAAUUCAUGGAUAUGCGACUGUAAGUUGCAUAGAAACAGCGUUAGAUGAGCGAAUUGCUCGGACAGUUGAACAGAUGAAAACCUCCGAGGAAGAAAUGCAUAAUUUAGAGCAAAGAGUACGAGAAUUACGGACAAAGUUGAAUACUUUGGAUAAUGAUGAAUCACUGGAGGAUUUAUUAGGUACACCGGAAACACCAGUGAAAACCAGAUCUAACCUAACUUCAACUUCGAUGAGUAUAAAACCGAGAAGAAGUUUGCGAUCUGCUGGUGAUGUAAAAAUUAAAAAAGAAGACAGCAAAGAAGAAGUUAAGGAAAAAGCAGAAGAUGAACAAAUCGAAAAGGACAAGAAACCAAGUACAAACCUGGACAGUCCAAGAGUCACGCGUAAUUCAAGCCGGAAAAGUUAAUAUAAGUUUGCUUUCCGUGCAAAAUUGAACCAAACGCGGUGUGCCUUUGUAACCUUUAUGUUGUAAUCGUAAUAUAUUCGAGUUUUUGCAUCACAAA